AUGGGGGCCACAGGAACGGGAAAAUCCGGUCUCUCAGUUGGCCUUUCCACCCAUUUUCGAGGAGAAAUAAUCAACUCGGAUAAAAUGCAUGUUUACAAGGGACUUGAAAUUAUUACAAACAAGAUCACACACACUAUGAAAGAAGGUGAAAUUGAACCAUAUUCAGACUUCAAAGCUGAAAAUUUUUGUUUGCAAGCUGUCGUCUAUAUAGAAAAAAUACUGAAGAGUCAACGUAUUCCAAUUAUUGUUGGAGGGUCAAAUUCAUAUAUUGAAAAACUUGUAGAAGAUCCUGUGUUCAUGUUCAAAUAUAAGUAUGAUAGUUUCUUUAUUUGGAUUGAUGUUGAGCAAUCAGUCUUGAACAAUAGAGUUGACAUGAGGUUUGAUCAAAUGGUCAAAGCAGGGCUAGUGGAUGAGGUGCGACAAAUUUUCAUUCCAGAUGCAGAUUACACCAAAGGAAUCCGAUGGUCCGUCGUUGUCCCUGAAAUUGACAGAUAUUUAAGGGAAAAAACAAAUAUAGACGGAGAUGAUGAAUCAAAGCAGAUGAUUAUUCAAGUUUCAAUUUAA
This is a messenger RNA of Solanum pennellii, 564 nucleotides long. Its product is annotated as adenylate isopentenyltransferase 5, chloroplastic-like. Gene Ontology annotation, cellular component: mitochondrion. Gene Ontology annotation, biological process: tRNA modification; cytokinin biosynthetic process. Lineage: Eukaryota; Viridiplantae; Streptophyta; Magnoliopsida; Solanales; Solanaceae. Gene Ontology annotation, molecular function: tRNA dimethylallyltransferase activity. Bases 1 to 564 code for a protein of 187 amino acids. The transcript has 3 exons. The record is from RefSeq and is a predicted model, not a curated record.